AUGAAGGCUGGUCCGCUGCUUAUCACAUGGCACAACGAAAGCCAGCCUAUCUACUCGGUCCAUUUCGAUCCUCACGGCAAGGGAAGAUUAGCUACCGCCGGAAAUGACAACAAUGUUCGAUUAUGGAGCAUCGAAGCUCAAGGAGAAGAGAGGAAGGUCACAUACCUGUCAACCUUGACCAGGCACACCCAGCCUGUCAAUGUCGUUCGCUUUUGCCCCAAGGGGGAAAUGCUCGCGUCCGCCGGUGAUGACGGAAAUAUACUUCUCUGGGUUCGGUCAGACACCUCGAUGGCGCCCAUGACCGAAGAUACUAUGGACGACAAGGAGACAUGGAGGAUCAAGCACAUGUGCCGGACCAGUAGCGGUGCUGAGAUAUAUGAUUUAGCAUGGUCUCCAGAUGCUCAAUAUUUCAUAACAGGCGGUGUCGAUAAUACAGCGAGGAUAUUCAACGCUCAAACAGGUGGCAUGAUACGACAAAUAGCUGAACACAACCAUUUCGUCCAGGGCGUUGCCUGGGAUCCGCUCAAUGAGUUUGUCGCUACUCAAUCUUCAGACCGCUCAGUGCACAUCUAUGCCCUCAAGCUCAAAGAUGGCACUGCCACAUUGUCCACUCACGGCAAAUUCAACAAGAUGGAUUUGCCCGGCCGCCGAAUCUCUUCAAAUAGCCCUGCUCCAGUCGAAUCUACGCACCGAGCUUCCAACGCCAGCCAGAGCAAUCUGGCCAUUGCCUCACCUGCCCCCUCAAAUCCUGGAACUCCUUUGACAACCCCCCUCCCGAUGGAUCCCCCAUUGAUGGCCAGUAGUCGCCGGUCAUCCUUUGGCUCAUCCCCGUCCUUUCGAAGGUCUGCCUCUCCGGCACCAUCAUUGCCCCUGCCAGCCGUUAGACCGGAGAUUUCGUCUCCAAGUCUAAAUGCUGCCAUGGGGCUGGCAGUGAGAAACACCAAUCUGUACCACAACGAAACUAUGACGUCCUUUUUCAGACGCCUGACCUUCUCGCCCGAUGGAAGUUUGCUCUUCACCCCUGCCGGUCACUACAAAACUGCUUUCCCUACUGCUGCAGAUCCCACCAAAACAACCGAAGAUGUUUCAAACACGGUUUACAUCUACACUCGAGCAGGUUUCAAUAAGCCGCCAGUGGCCCAUCUCCCUGGCCAUAAAAAGCCCUCGGUAGCAGUAAAAUGCUCCCCGGUGUUGUACACAUUGCGAUCAACAACAAAGCCGACCAACCACAUCACGAUAGAUACGUCGUCAGCUAGUGAGGAGAUCCCCCUCCUACCAGAUCCCAUUGUCCCGCAAACUGCAACCACCUUCAUGGAACCUCCUCCUUUGACUUCCACCUCUUCCUCGAUGGACGCAACCUCUGCUCCCUCGCCGAGGACAGUCACCGAUGUGGAGCCCCAAAGCCCGGGACCUCUCCCAGCAUUCGCCCUACCAUACAGGAUUGUGUAUGCGGUAGCAACGCAGGACGCAGUGUUUGUAUAUGACACCCAGCAGACCAUACCCAUUUGCGUGGUUAGCAACCUUCAUUAUGCCACCUUCUCCGAUCUGACCUGGUCGAAUGAUGGGCUCACGCUCUUGAUGUCGUCCACUGAUGGAUACUGCUCCACCCUGUCUUUCACUCCCGGCGAGCUUGGCCAGGUAUAUACUGGCCCUCAUCCAACUUACCAUCACCCCGUUGUAUCCACGUCUAUUGCUCUCCCAACCUCCUCCUCAGGCUCAACGCCCGUCCCUACGCCCACUGCAACUGCCUCUCCUUCUUUGACUAAAGCUUCUCCCGUUAUUGUGCCUCCGUCACACUCAUCGCCAGCUCCAUUCAAUUUCCGCCAAGGCAGUCCUACCCGAUCCAAUUCUCAAUCUUCAAUUGCAACAAUGUCGUCUCUACAAACCAUAAGUCUUCAAAAUAACCCAACUCCAACCAUGGGCCAUGUCCCGCUAGUCACGGCCUCGAAUUCCGGUCCACCGGUCGGACUGCCGACCAUGUCGACUCCGCCGCAGACGCCAGCUAGCACUCACGGUGGGCAUCAUUCUGCCACAAGUUCUGUUAGUGGAAGCGUGCUGGGCAAACGGGAAGUUAGUGCAGCAAGUGAGAGCGAGAAGGAAGACAAUAAGGCCAAGAGGAGACGGAUUGCUCCAACGCUUGUUGGGCCUUCAUGUGCCAGCGAUGUUGCCAAAGAGGAAUAAGAGCCUGAGGCAAACGGUCCUCGGUGGAAGGGACUUGGUACCCCCUUGUGAUUGUUUUGUGUGCAAUUUGGACGACGAUGGUUGUCUCAUGGUUAGUCAGGAGGGAGCAAGGCGUUUGGCAAUACAUCAAAGGAUAAGCAGCGUGAGGCUGUACAACACCGACAGGAAUAUCGGUACCGGAAUAGGUUAGGGCUGCUCAUGCCCAUGGUAUAGACAAUAUGCAACGGUAUUUGCUCGGAUGAUUAGGC
Messenger RNA from Exophiala mesophila, 2429 nucleotides. RefSeq lists its product as uncharacterized. The transcript is spliced from 6 exons. Gene Ontology annotation, molecular function: protein binding. Lineage: Eukaryota; Fungi; Ascomycota; Eurotiomycetes; Chaetothyriales; Herpotrichiellaceae. Bases 1 to 2181 code for a protein of 726 amino acids. The record is from RefSeq and is a predicted model, not a curated record. Gene Ontology annotation, cellular component: nucleus; CAF-1 complex. Gene Ontology annotation, biological process: DNA replication-dependent chromatin assembly; nucleosome assembly.